UGAACAAGUUGUUGAUGGCAGCAACUUGGAGAUCUAUCUAAAGACAUCUAGUUUGUUGGUAGCAAAAUAACAACAGUGAUAAACUUGGAACUUGUCAACAUGACAUCAUUGUCGGUGAUCUCCAUGGCAACUUCUGACAUCACAAAUGCAACAACCAUAUCACAUGACAUAACAACUGCAGCAUGUCAGCAUAGUGACAUACCAUUUUACUGGGGGUUUAUUACCGCAGCUAUUGCCAUAUUCUUCUAUGGUACAAACUUUGCCCCUGUGAAGAAAUUUGACACUGGAGAUGGCAUGUUUUUCCAGUGGAUAUUGUGUAUGGCAAUAUGGUGCAGUGGUUUAGUUGUACAGAUGAUUAGAAAAAGCCCAAAAUUUUACCCCCUGGCAAUGCUUGGAGGACUGCUAUGGGAAACAGGAAAUAUCUGUGUUGUGCCAAUUAUAAAAACGAUUGGUUUAGGCCUGGGUUUAUGUAUCUGGGGAAUGACAAAUCUGCUCAGUGGUUGGGCGACAGGGAGGUUUGGUAUGUUUGGUUUACAUGCUGACCCUCCAGACAACAAAGUUCUAAAUGAUAUAGGAGUUAUACUUGCUGUGUCUAGUGCUGUAAUAUUUGCAAUGGUGAAGAAUGAAGUGAGCACUGCUGGAGUAGAUCAAACAGUCACUGUGGAUAUAUCCUCCGAGAGAAACCCUUUAUUAGAGAACGGAAGGCGCAAUGGGCCAACAUACUCCAGUGUCCAUACAGAUGACCAUGAUGUCAUUAUAUUCAAUAAUGAUAGGCCUAGGGUAAACAGCAUCAAUCAAGUUACCUCUGACAGUACUGAUAAUGAUGUCACGUUUAUAGACAGGCUUAGUCCUGCCACAAAGAGGAUUGUAGGUAUUGUUUUAUCAGCAGUGUCAGGGAUUUUUUAUGGUCAGAUGUUUACACCAGCAAUAUAUGUACAAGAUAACUAUGACGGGGCUAGUCAAGAGGCAUUAGAUUAUGUUUUUGCAACCUUCAGUGGUAUCCUAGCAACAAGUACAGUGUAUUUCCUUAUUUAUGCUGCCUUCAGCGGAAAUAAACCUAAAGUCUAUCCACGUGCAAUAUUACCUGGGUUUGUUUCUGGUUUGAUGUGGGGAGUAGCUACGUCAUCGUGGUUUGUAGCGAACAAAGUUUUAUCAGAAUCUGUUGCCUUUCCUAUCGUCACUACAGGACCUGGUGUUAUUGCUUCAAUACUGGGAGUUGUUGUCUUUAGAGAAAUUCAGGGACGCAAGAAUAUACUUAUACUUCUGCUAGGUAUGACAGUAACCAUCACUGGGUCAGUUCUGGCAGGGUUAUCAAAGAAGGCAGCCAAACAAUGUUGAAACAUGUAGUCAGAGAGAAGUACAAUGCUUAAUGAUUAACUAGGUUAUGCAUAUGAGGACCAAAAAAAAUGCAUUGAUAUUUAUUAUAACACGCUGUACACUAUUCCCCUAUCAUGCCUAUCAAACAGAUAGGGAUUUUAAGUGUAUUAUCACACAAAUCACACGAUA
Messenger RNA from Ruditapes philippinarum (Manila clam), 1506 nucleotides. RefSeq names its product transmembrane protein 144-like. Gene Ontology annotation, cellular component: membrane. Lineage: Eukaryota; Metazoa; Mollusca; Bivalvia; Venerida; Veneridae. The coding region runs from base 100 to 1338 and encodes 412 amino acids. Gene Ontology annotation, molecular function: carbohydrate transmembrane transporter activity. Gene Ontology annotation, biological process: carbohydrate transmembrane transport. The record is from RefSeq and is a predicted model, not a curated record. The transcript has 10 exons.